Messenger RNA from Gopherus flavomarginatus (Mexican gopher tortoise), 11861 nucleotides. RefSeq names its product diphosphoinositol pentakisphosphate kinase 1 (gene PPIP5K1). Gene Ontology annotation, cellular component: cytosol. Lineage: Eukaryota; Metazoa; Chordata; Testudines; Testudinidae. Gene Ontology annotation, molecular function: diphosphoinositol pentakisphosphate kinase activity; 5-diphosphoinositol pentakisphosphate 1-kinase activity; inositol hexakisphosphate kinase activity. The record is from RefSeq and is a predicted model, not a curated record. Gene Ontology annotation, biological process: inositol phosphate biosynthetic process; inositol metabolic process. The coding region runs from base 2268 to 6161 and encodes 1297 amino acids. The transcript has 32 exons.
UGUCUGGGGCGGGGGUGCAGUGACUCCGGGGCCCCAGCUCGCUCUCAGACACUAGCCACCAGCCCUGGCAUGUGGGUCAGAGUAUCCACCACCUCGGUCAGAGGCUGGGGGAACGGGUCACCCUGGUCCCCACUGGCUGCGCCCCUCAGUGCUGGCCUCUGGCCUCCUCUGUUCCCUUCUCUCCUUUCCUGGCCAAACGCUGCUGGCUUUGGCCCCUGCUUGCUGCCUCUGCAUCUCACAAACUCUGGCCGGUUUGGGGAGCCAGGAGGUGCUCACCGAGCUUGGGGCCAGGCUCACGGCUUUAUAGGAGGACACUGCCCGUUGGCCGCAGCCUGAUGGUCACUGCCUGGAUUGCUGCCAAAGCCCUUUAGGAUUCUUUGAGAUGUUGGGGGCAGAGAGAGCUGAGCCUCGCACUAGUCUUUCAGGCCUCUCCUCUGAAAUAGCAGUCAUUCAUCUGUGGGCUGGCCUGCUUUUGAAGGGUAUCAAUGCCAAAGGCUGCUUAUAAUGGGUUUCUUCUGCUGUCAAAAUCUCUCAAGCAUGAAAACAAAUUAAUAAUACACAAGUUUAACAGAGGUUUGAAAUUCCAUUAAAUGCAUGACCACUUCUGCUGUGCCACAACACUGCAAACUGCUCCAAUCCUGCUACUCUGGAAUCUUUCUGUUAGGUCUUUAUUUGACCCUCAUGAGGAUAACUUAAAAUAGUAGGAGAAUUGGCAUCUUACGGCAAAGGUUGACACUAGCGGACAGUCCAGAACAUGCGGUAACUUGAGCCUAUCCUCUUCAAUCUGUAGGCCCUCUUACAUUUUCUUGUUCAAAUCUUUAUUGAUGUAGACUAAUCUUUGAGUGGGAUAAGACUUGUGAGAGGUUUAUGUGGAGAGAGCCCCUGUUCAAAUUUUCAAUUGUGGACUCACGUAGUGUUCUGUGGUUUGGAGUAGGUGUGUUGUGAUAUGAGGUUGGAGUGCAUCACAGAGUGGCGGAAGAGUCAGCCUAACCAAGGUUCAGGCAAACCUGGGUGGUGGUGUGAAGCUGAAGGAGAAAUACUUUGCACUUAUUUUUAAGUAGCAAUGACCUUCCAUGACAGGUUUUGAGAAGUCAAGUGUGUUCAGGGUCUUCCUUCUGAAGCUAUGUCCUUUCUGGAGCACUGUGUGCUGUCGUCUUUGCUGAGAAGAUCAGUAAGGUUAGAGACCGAGCCUUUCUCUAUGCCAUGGCCUGCUUCCUACAUAGUAUGGCUAUAGUGAAGGAAGAGGGCCCUUCCCUCCACUUUGAGUGGCAGGGAGCAACAGUUUGGGGCCCCUUUAGCUCCCCGGGAACAAUAGUGGAGUUCCACUCCUGUUGGGAGGAACAGCCAUGGCAGUAGGGGUCCUUCUGCCUUGGCAGAGAGGAAGGAAUGGCAACUAGGGGUGGUGGUUACCCUACCAGUGAGGGCGUCUCUGUCUGAGGCGAAAAGUGUGUCCAGCCACUCUUUCCCCUUACAUAUGGACCUUCUCUAGUCUAGGAUUUAAAGGUAUGAUAUUAACAUGUUGGGUAACAUUACACUCUUAAAUCCUAGUCUAGACAGGGCCACACAGUUCUCUGCUGGAGUGGUGUUGGUGGGGACUCCAAAGCUUUGGGUCAUGGAGCUCACUACCCCAUUGAGAUGCCUGAAGCAGUUCCCCUCCUGAUCUAAUAGAGACUCUGCAGAUUCCAGCAGACAUCACUGCAUGUACUACUCAUGUCACCUUUUUUAGGCCUUCCUGACCAGCGAAGGGAUUGAAGCUUGAGGAUUAGGAAGCAGUCUUCAUUCUGUCCUUAGCUCCCUCCCCACCCUCUUGAUUAUCAGCUGGUGCCCCCAGGGGUUGGAGACUGAUGUAGCCAGCAGUCUGGAACGUACAGCAUUGUAAGGGCUAAGUCUCAUCACAUCCAACUAAUUAAUUUUAGCAAUGACACCAUUCCCCUCCCAGCUAGUGCAGAUGGAUUAAUUGCACACUGGAGGUGCCUGUUUGAAAUGGCACUGGAUGCUGUGCUCCCCCCGCCCCCUCUCAGGGUGCCUUCCAAUAUCGCUGGCUUCUGUCCCCACCCAGUCUAAAGUCUUCUUCCUCCAGCCCUGGCACCUUUCACUAGUACUGCUAUUACAUUCCUGGGUUCGUUCAUACAGCGCUAGUCCCAUCCCACCCACCCUGGUCUCUUUUCAAUAGCAUCAGCCCUGGCUUGCUCCCCAUUGUGGGUUCUUUUUUAUCCUGGUUUGUACAUGAUGAUUCCAGAGCGGGAUGGUCGGCCACCCAGACUGUAAUGUCGUCGCUGACGACCUCCCAUGAGGGCGCAAGCUCCACUCCCAGGUUUUUUGUUGGUACCAGAGAUGAUGAGACAGACUUUCUGGGAUCAAACAUGAAGACAGACGAGAUUGAUUUCUUUGAGGAUGAUGAGGAGUCAGAGUCGCCUCCAGAACGGCAGAUUGUGGUUGGAAUCUGUGCCAUGACCAAAAAGUCCAAGUCAAAGCCCAUGACCCAGAUCCUGGAACGUCUAUGCAAGUUUGAGUACAUCACAGUGGUAAUCAUGGGAGAAGAUGUCAUUCUGAAUGAGCCAGUGGAGAACUGGCCUCCUUGUGACUGCCUCAUUUCCUUCCACUCUAAAGGAUUCCCUCUGGAUAAGGCAGUUGCUUACGCCAAGUUGUGCAAUCCGUUUCUGAUUAAUGACCUUGAUAUGCAGUAUUACAUCCAGGACAGGCGAGAAGUAUACCGGAUCUUGCAGGAGGAAGGCAUAGACUUGCCCCGCUACGCUGUGCUCAAUCGAGACCCUGACAAGCCGGAUGAGUGCAACCUAGUGGAGGGAGAGGACCAAGUGGAGGUGAAUGGAGCCGUUUUCCCAAAGCCAUUUGUAGAGAAGCCAGUCAGUGCGGAGGAUCACAAUGUUUAUAUUUACUACCCAACUUCGGCAGGUGGGGGCAGCCAGAGGCUCUUCCGGAAGAUUGGUAGCCGGAGCAGUGUUUACUCCCCUGAAAGCUGUGUACGGAAAACGGGCUCAUACAUUUACGAGGAGUUCAUGCCUACAGAUGGCACUGAUGUCAAGGUGUACACAGUUGGGCCGGAUUAUGCCCAUGCGGAAGCCCGGAAGUCCCCUGCUCUGGAUGGGAAAGUUGAACGGGACAGUGAGGGGAAAGAAAUCCGCUAUCCGGUCAUGCUGACUGCCAUGGAGAAGUUAGUUGCCAGGAAAGUCUGUGUUGCCUUUAAGGCAUCCACUUCUGCCGCAAUCUGUCACCCCAUUGGUCCUGACACCCCUGAGACCGAGCAGACAGUGUGUGGGUUUGACCUUCUGCGGGCGAAUGGCCACUCCUUUGUCUGUGAUGUGAAUGGGUUCAGCUUUGUGAAGAACUCCAUGAAGUAUUAUGAUGACUGCACCAAAAUUCUUGGGAAUAUAAUCAUGCGGGAGUUGGCUCCCCAGUUCCAGAUUCCCUGGUCCAUCCCAACAGAGGCAGAGGAUAUUCCCAUUGUCCCCACAACUUCAGGCACCAUGAUGGAGCUGCGCUGUGUUAUUGCAGUGAUACGACAUGGAGACCGCACCCCCAAGCAGAAGAUGAAGAUGGAGGUUAAACACUCUAGGUUUUUUGAAUUAUUUGAGAAAUAUGAUGGCUACAAGACAGGGAAGCUGAAACUGAAGAAACCAGAGCAGCUGCAGGAAGUGCUGGAUAUUGCGCGCCUGCUAGUGGUGGAGUUGGGAACUCACAAUGACUGUGAGAUAGAGGAGAGGAAGUCCAAAUUGGAGCAGCUAAAAACUGUCCUGGAGAUGUAUGGACACUUCUCUGGCAUUAACCGCAAGGUGCAGCUAACCUACCUGCCUCGUGGACACCCAAAAGCUUCUAGUGAAGACGAAGAUGCCCGUAAGGAGCCCUCCCCAUCUCUGCUACUGGUGCUGAAAUGGGGUGGAGAGCUGACCCCAGCAGGAAGGGUCCAGGCAGAAGAGCUUGGUCGGGCCUUUCGCUGUAUGUACCCUGGAGGCCAAGGUGACUAUGCUGGCUUCCCAGGGUGUGGCCUGCUCAGACUGCACAGCACCUACCGUCAUGACCUCAAGAUCUAUGCUUCAGAUGAGGGCAGGGUUCAGAUGACGGCAGCAGCUUUUGCAAAGGGUCUCCUGGCUCUGGAGGGAGAGCUAACCCCCAUCUUGGUGCAAAUGGUUAAAAGUGCCAAUAUGAAUGGGCUGUUGGACAGCGAUAGCGACUCGCUGAGCAGCUGCCAGCACAGAGUGAAGGCACGACUGCACGAAAUCAUGCAGAAGGAUGCCAAGUUCUGCGAGGAGGAUUAUGAAAAGUUAGCACCUACAGGCAGCAUCUCUCUGGUCAGCUCCAUGACUUUCAUCCAGAACCCAGUAGAGAUCUGUGACCAGGUGUUUGCCUUGAUUGAGAACCUCACUUCCCAGAUAUGCAAACGUCUGGAAGAUCCCAAAUCUGCAGACCUGCAGCUGUACCACAGCGAGACUUUGGAGCUGAUGCUGCAGCGCUGGAGCAAGCUGGAGAGGGAUUUCCGCAUGAAGAAUGGGCGCUAUGACAUCAGCAAGAUCCCUGAUAUCUAUGACUGCAUUAAAUAUGAUGUACAACACAAUUGUACCCUGAAGCUGGAGGGCACUGCUGAACUCUUCAAACUCUCCAAAGCCUUGGCAGAUGUGAUCAUACCCCAGGAAUAUGGGAUUAAUAAGGAGGAGAAGCUGGAGAUUGCUAUUGGCUUCUGUCUUCCUCUCAUCAAGAAGAUCCAGUUGGACCUGCAAAGAACCCAUGAGGAUGAGUCUGUCAACAAGCUGCACCCCUUGUACUCAAGAGGAGUCCUGUCCCCAGGUCGCCAUGUCCGGACACGGUUAUACUUUACCAGCGAGAGCCACGUACAUUCCCUGCUCAGCAUCUUCCGCUAUGGUGGGCUCUUGGAUGAGUCCAAGGACCAGCAGUGGAAGAGAGCCAUGGACUAUUUGAGUGCUAUCUCAGAACUGAACUACAUGACCCAGAUUGUUAUCAUGCUCUACGAAGACAACAACAAGGACCCAUCUUCAGAGGAGCGUUUUCAUGUGGAGCUGCAUUUCAGCCCAGGUGUGAAGGGAUGUGAGGAAGAUGGAAGUGCCCCUACAGGGUUUGGCUUUCGGCCUGCAUCAGCAGAAAAUGAUGAUAAGAAGCCAAACCAGGGCAGCAUGGAGGAUCUCUCCAAAGUGAAGAGCAUUGAUGAGACAGACCAAGCACAAGAAAGGUCACCCCAACCGUCUGAGCCAAUCUGCAUUCAGCGGAGAUCGCCCUUGAUCCGCAACCGGAAAACUGGGUCCAUGGAGGUGCUGUCCGAGUCCUCUUCCAAAACUGGAGGGUAUCGCCUCUUCUCCUCCUACUCCAGACAAUCUACUGAAAUGAAGCAAAGUGGCCUAGGGUCGCAGUGUACAGGACUAUUUAGCACUACUGUGCUCGGAGGCUCCUCCAGUGCCCCAAACCUUCAGGACUACGCACGCAGCCAUGGCAAAAAGUUCACCGCCAGCCUGACAUACAAAGAUGAGCUCUUGUCUAUGCCAGCCGUAAAACGAUUUUCUGUGUCGUUUGCAAAGCAUCCGACUAAUGAUGUGCUUGAACACUGCCGUGUUGUCCCGCUGCUGUGCCGUUUUCCCUCUGACUAUGCCAUGAGACAGAACAUCUCCUUGGAUGCCACUCUGGCCCACCACCUACAUCAGUGUUCCUACCACCUGCGUCUCUUCAGGAGCUGGCUGAUCUCAGGCCAGGAUGACUUGGAGUGCCUCUACGGUUUUGAAGGCUGCUCCAUGGUUCCCACCAUUUACCCACUGGAGACCCUACACAACUCCCUCUCUUUGCGACAGGUCAAUGAGUUCCUGACGUCUGUGUGCAGGUGUUACAGCAACUUGCACUCUCGAGCAUCCACAGCUCUGUUUGAUUCUGUGAUUGCAAGCCAGACACCCGGUGACCCCUUCAUGCCACAGAGAAUCCUCUCGUCUUCAUCUCUGCCACUGCGCCAGCGCUCGGACAAACCACCGUGGUCUCUUGACCAUCAUAAACCCCAGGCCACUGGACAAAGCGAGAAGGCUCUGUGUGCCAAAAAGGUGAGGCUGAGGAAGGCCACGGAGGUGAGUAGGUGGGAUUCUCACCCUGGCAGAUUGCACAGCAGCCCUUCUGCCCCGUUCUUGUGCCACUGUCAGGACUCCCAGAUCUAAAAAACCCUCCCAGGUGAUUUGUGUAGGGAGACAGACUCCUCCCUCCUCUGACAUAUCUGCUGACCUAUCUGGGGCAGGGCCAGGCAGGUGUGAACCCUUGCAGUCUGGAUCCUGGAGUCUAGUCCUGCCAAUGUAGCAUAAGAUGUGGGUUCUCGAGGUUUCAGGGGCUAUUAGGUUUUUAUUUUCUCUGAGCUUAGCAGCCUAGCUACUUCAGGAGAUGCUGAUGAAAAAUCAGUAUUCUUCAAGUGGCACUGCCUAUUCCCACUUACAGAUAUUGCCUCACCUGUUGGCACCCAACGGCAGAACCUUCUCUAAGCAAUGCUCAUGAGAGCACACAUGCCCUCUUAGACCCUUCCUCUCAGAGUAGCUGUGUAAGGGAACAGCUGCUGUGCCAGAUGGAAUUGAACCACUCUGGUCUCAUGUUAGUUUACAGUUUAGUUUUUAGUAUAAAGCAGUUUAAGUACAGUAUAGUUAUGGCUAGGGCUGUCAAGCGAUUAAAAAAAAUCGUGAUUAACUGCGCAAUUAAUUGCACUGUUAAACAAUAAUAGAAUAUAAUUGAUUUAAAUAUUUUUGGAUGUUUUCUACAUUUUCAAAUAUAUUGAUUUCAAUUACAAGACAGAAUGCAAAGUGUACAGUGCUCGCUUUAUAUUUUUUAUUACAAAUAUUUCAUAGAAUCAUAGAAUAUCAGGGUUGGAAGGGACCUCAGGAGGUAUCUAGUCCAACCCCCUGCUCAAUGCAGGACCAAUUCCCAGCUAAAUCAUCCCAGCCAGGGCUUUGUCAAGCCUGACCUUAAAAACCUCUAAGGAAGGAGAUUCCACCACCUCCCUUGGUAACCCAUUCCAGUGCUUCACCACCCUCUCAGUGAAAAAGUUUUUCCUAAUAUCCAACCUAAACCUUCCCCAUUGCAACUUGAGACCAUUACUCCUUGUUCUGUCAUCUGGUACACUGAGAACAGUCUAGAUCCAUCCUCUUGGGAACCCCCUUAUGUGCACUGUAGAAAACAAAAGAAAUAGUAUAUUUCAAUUCACCUAAUAAAAGUACUCUAGUGCAAUCUCUUUAUCAUGAAAGUUAAACUUACAAAUGUAGAAUUAUGUACAAAAAAUAACUGCAUUCAAAAAUAAAACAAUGUAAAACUUUAGAGCCUACAAGUCCACUCAGUCCUACUUCUUGUUCAGCCAAUAGCUCAGACAAACAAAAUUGUUUACAUUUACAGGAGAUAAUGCCACCUGCUUCUUAUUUACAACCUUACCUGAAAGUGAAAACAGGCGUUCGCAUGGCACUGUUGUAGUUGGCGUUGCAAGAUAUUUACAUGCCAGAUGUGCUAAAAAUUCAUACGUCUCUUCAUGCUUAAACCACCAUUCCAGAGGGCGUGUCCAUGCUGAUGAUGGGUUCUGCUCAGUAACGAUCCAAAGCAGAUCGGACCAGUGCAUGUUCAUUUUCAUCAUUUGAGACAGAUGCCACCAGCAGAAGGAUGAUUUUCUUUUUUGGUGGUUCAGGUUCUGUAGUUUCUGCAUCUGAGUGUUGCUCUUUUAAGACAUCUGAAAGCAUGCUCCACAUCUCCUCCCUCUCAGAUUUUGGAAGGCACUUCAGAUUCUUAAACCUUCAGUUGAGUGCUGUAUUAUCCUUAGAAAUCUCACAUUGAUACCUUCUUUGUGUUUUGUUAAAUCUACUGUGAAAGUGUUCUUAAACGAACAUGUGCUGGGUCAUCAUCCGAGACUACUGUAACAUGAAAUAUGUGGGUAAAACAGACCAGGAGACAUACAAUUCUCCCCUAAGGAGUUCAGUCACAAAUUUAACUAAUGCAUUUUUUUUAACGAGCAUUAUCAGCAUUAAAGCAUGUCCUCUGGAAUGGUGGCCGAAGCAUGAUGGGACAUAUGUAUGUUUAGCAUACCUGGCACGUAAAUACCUUGCUACACCAGCUACAAAAGUGCCUGCAGGACCUACUUUACUCAUACACAUCCUGUAACUAACUCAGUUAGUGGCUGCUGCCAAUAACAGGUUUAGGUCUGGCCAAGCUCACUCUUCUCCUGUUGCUAAAGGGAGAAAAAUUGAUAACGCUCCUGCCAUGCAUUACAUGAGCAAGGAAGGGAGCUUCAUUCUUUCCAGUUAUAUACCAAGGUGGUCAGAUUAUGCAAUUGGUGCACUCUUCAUGAGAUCUAUCUAAUGGCCCUGCAUUUAGCAGGCAAGAGCAAUGUACUAGCAGAUUGCUUCAUCAGGGUCAGUUCUCAGAUUCACGAGUGGUCCCUGAACAAUCCAGGUAUGCAAGACAUCUGUUGGUGUUAGCCCGAUGUAGAUCUCUUUGACAGCCAGUCAGUCCAUUUCAGAUGCCUUCCUUCUAUGUUGGGGAAGGAGCCUUCUGUAUACCCCCCACCACCACCUUUAUUCAGAAAGUGGUGACAAAGAUUUGUCAGGACAGGGCAAAAAUUAUAUUGAUUGCCUCAGCUUGUCUGAGACAGCAGCGGUACAUGAAUCUGCAUCAGCUGUCAGCUGGACUUUACAUGCAUUUUCUUCUGUCUCCGGAUCUCUUCUCACAGCAACAAGGCAGGAUCUUUUAUCCAGAUCCUCAGUCUCUUCAUCUUAUGGCCUGGGCUGUCGGACUUUGGCUACUCUUAGCAGUCAUGUUCUCACUGGUAUAGAAUGUACUACUUAAUUCUAGAAAAUUGCCUAUUAAAAAGUGUUACUAUUUAAAAUGAGCUAGAUUUGUUGCUUGGAUGCAGGGAAAAUACGAUUUCCCAGUUACAGCUUCCAUACCCUGUGUAUUAGAAAUUUUAUAUACUUAAAAUCUGAGGGGACGAGGCCUAAUUCUUCUUUAAAAGUUCACUUGGUAGCUAUUUAGUCUACCUAAUUUUGGUCGAUAGUAUAUCACUGUACAUGAUUCUGUUAAAAGAUUUAUGAAAGGAUUAUCUAACAGAUCUCCACCUUUAAGGGAUCCAGUCCCAUUUUGGGAUCUUAAUCUGAUCUAAUCUAUGUUUGAGGUCAUCCUUUGAACCACAGGUGAAGUGUUUCAUAUUUUAUUUCUGUUAAAAUGGUCUUCACUAUUGCUAUAAUGUCAGCCAGAAAGGUGGGCAAAUUGCACACCCUGAUGGCUGAGCUGCCCUUUAUGAUUUUUCAUAAAGGUGGUUUGUAGAUCUGAUCCUAGGUUUUUACCAAAAAUAGCCACUGUUUCAUAUCAGACAACUGUGAUACAUUGUACCUCAAAAUAACACCCUGAAACCCCCCAUAUUCACCACGUGUAUAUGGUUCUGAUAUAUGUUGUUCAAAGUAUGUCUUGUGAGUUGUCAUUUGAAAAAUCAUAAUUUGCUUUACAUCAUUGUCCUGUAGGGUUUGGCCUGGAGUCUCCUGGAACUGGCAUCGAUCUCCUGGUGCCUGUUGAAAGCAAUCUGGGAGACUUGAAUAGGAUAUUUUAAGAAAAUGACAUUACAUCAUGUUAGGGGGAAAAUAUCUCCCAGAAUAGCUUGAGUCAGAGUUGGCAACCCUACUGUCCUGUUAAAAUGUGUGCAUCGUUAUUGUAUAUGAAGUUAUGAAAUUUUACUGUAUGCUUGUUACUGAAAUGUGUGAUGGGUCUAGGGAAUGCCCACAGAGUAGCUCCUUAGAAAUAACAAAAAGAAUUGUAAACAAAGGCCUUGCAUGGCACUCAAGCGUCACAUACGCAAAAGGUGUGGGCAAGAAAUACAAUUCACCUGAGAGCUGCUUUGAAUCUCAUGGACCCAGGAAACUGAUUGUCUGUACCCCAGCUGGGUGGUAUUCCUAAAAGCAAGGAGAAGGGUAUAAAAUAAGAGACUGUGACAUCACCUUUUUACCUCUUUCCUCCCCCCUCUUGACACCUGGAAACAAGAUCAUUUGGAAGACAAAGAGGAGCAUAAUUGAACUGGGGGACAGGCGAUUCACAUCACAUUUCAGUAUAUCAUUUUUUACCCAAAUCCACGUGCUAAGGGUAGUUACAUACUUUAGGUGCUAGAAGGGUUCUUGCAUAUUUAAAUAGAAGUCAGUUUUAGGAAUUCAUCUAGAUUGGUUGUUUCUUAUACGAAGAAGUCAGAGUUUGCCUGCUCAGCUAUUUCCAGUUGGGUGAAAAAAUGCAUCACUUAGUAUUACAAAUCAGCAGAAAUUCCUGAGUCUUCUGUUGUACAGUCUUAUUCUACUAGAGCUGUAGCUACAUCUUUUGUUUGUAUUAAAUGUGUUCCUAUUAUGGAAAUUUGCAGGGCUGCUACCUGGAAGUCAAUGCACACAUUCACUAAGCACUAUGAGCUGGAUCUAGCUUCUAGAGCAGCAGAUGCCAAGUUUGGCAGAGUGGUGCUUCAAUCAUUAUUUAAUUAGGACUCUGUUCCCAGCUCUGGGCUUUUUCAGUACUGCCUGUUGCUUCUCAAACUAGCUGUAAGUGGGAAUAUGCAGAGCCACUCAAAGAAGAAAUGAAGUUUACUUUUAAGCUGAGUUCUUUGGGAUGACUCUACAUAUUCACAUUUCCUGCCCCUAUUUUUCUUAGUCUUAUUAUGGUCUCUCUGGGUUAGCAGUAAAUGAACUGAGGCGAAAGAGGAUGCAGCACCCCCUUAUAUAGCCUCACCUCAAUGUUUGGAAGUUCUGAGAGGAGGAGGAAGUGGGGCGCAUGUACCCGGCAAUGGGCACUGGUUGGAGAAGGUUCUGCUAUUAGACCCUAACAAAGCUGCAAUACCCAACUGGGAAUAUGCAGAGUCACCUUUGAAGAACUCCUAUUACCAGCAUAGGAGCCACAUAGCGGGGCAUGCAGGGUCAAGUGCUUUCCUAUUUUCUGCUUGGCCUGCUGGGGGGGAGGGAGAGGGGCACCGUCCUUCUCUCACUGUGCCAUUGUAAGAGUGCUUGUGUAGCUGUGUCUCCCACUAACCUAGCACUAUGCACACAAGCACUUAUGCUGACAAAAUUCAUGUCGCUCAGGGAUGUGUUUUUUCACAUUCCUCAGCCACAAAAGUUUUGCCAACGUAAGUGCUAGUGUAGACGUGGCCAAAGUAACCUUCAUAUAUUCUGGACAAGGAGUAGCAAGUCACUAGCGGCUAGGAUAAAAAUUCGCCCCAUUGGGUUCUGAUAUGCAAACCAUAGUUUUAUGUACACCUAAGCUUGUAUCCAUGCUAGAGCCUAAGUCUGAUAUGUUACAAGAUCUAACUGGUCCACUUAUUUAUUCUGCAUCCCUGUUCUUUGUAGCAAGAGUGCAGUUGUGGUACUCAGUGAUAGCUUCAUCCGGGAGUAAGUUUGCAUGGGGGACGCUAUCUAUAAUGGAUCAGUACUGCACGUUUCACAAGGACAUGAAGUUCUUUAGAGUUCUGGAAUCCCGACCAAGCUUUUAUCUAGGGUUGACAGGGCUCAUUAAUUAGUACUUCCUUCUGUCUGGUCCCAUGGCACCCCAAGGAGAAAUGAUGGCCAAAUCUCGCUGCGACAGGGGCAAUUAAAAUGUCUACCAACAGGAGAAAGUAAUUCAGAAAAUCUGUGAAAGAAGGUGACUAUUCCAUAGCCUAAGGGUCCUACUCCAGACUUCAAAUUAUGCACUACAAGACCAAUAGCAUCACUCUCUUUCGGGAAUGUACCUGUGGGGAAAAAUGUGCAGAGCAGAUACAUGGGUUUUGAGCUAUCUGUUUGUUUAUGGCCCACUUAUAAUUUUUUGGACUUGGUGGAUAUAGUAUUUGAUAGUGGAGUCCAAGAGUCUGCAGAAGGGUUUAAAUAAAUAAAAGCAUGUAA